This is a messenger RNA of Prosopis cineraria, 1325 nucleotides long. RefSeq names its product protein TIC 21, chloroplastic-like. The record is from RefSeq and is a predicted model, not a curated record. The transcript has 4 exons. The coding region runs from base 113 to 1006 and encodes 297 amino acids. NCBI's taxonomy places the organism in Eukaryota, Viridiplantae, Streptophyta, Magnoliopsida, Fabales, Fabaceae.
AAGCGGCCCAGUAACUGCCCGUUCGUCUUCCAAAUGCAGAAGUCUGAGCUGAAGAAUCUGGAACAUCCAAACUCCGAGUGACUGCCAACUUUUCCAGCUCUCACUUUUUGUAAUGCAAACGCUACUUCCACCGGCGGCUCCCGCCGGCAUUUUCAUGGUGGCGCGGUCGGACUCGGGGGCAUCUUUAUCCCGUUCAGCUCCUCAUUUCCAUCGUCUAAGUCUGCGGCGAAACUGCUUUUCCUCCCUGUCUCUCAUCCCUCUUAAAUCUCUUCAACCUGUAAAAUCAUCAUAUUCCUCUUCUUUUCCUUCUUCCUCUGUCGGUACUCUUUAUGGACCAGCGAAACUCAGGUUCUCUGCAAAAUCAUAUUUUCAAGGUUCCCCCCCUUCCACUCCGUCCAAUGAUGAAUUGGAAGAAGCAAAACUUGCUCAGGUUUCAAAGAGGUUAGAGAAGACAGCGAGGUAUUUUAAGCGUUUGGGUAGUUUAGGAUUUUGGGGGCAGCUAGUCUGCACAGUGGUGGCUGCUGUCAUACUGUCAUUUUCCGUUGUUAUCACAGGCAAGAUUGCAUCACCGGCAACGUUUUAUGCUACCUCUGGUGGCUUAGUGGCUGCUUUUAUUUCUGUGUUUUGGUCAUUCGGAUACAUUCGGCUAUCAAGUAAGCUUCGAAGAACUGCCAAUAAGCCAACGAAGGCCCCUGCUCGUGCUGAUGUUGUGAAAAGCUUGAAAAAUGGUAUAGUGUUGAACCUUUUGGGAAUGGGUGCCGCAAUUCUUGGCAUGCAAGCCACAGUUGGAGCUUUGGUUGGAAAAGCUCUCACUUCCUCGGCCAAUCCUUAUUACUCAGGAAUGUCUCCUGGAUUCAGGCCUGUGCUUGCUCUGGAUGUCUUUUUAGUGCAGGCUUCAGCAAACACUAUCCUUUCUCAUUUCCUGGGGCUUCUUUUCUCGCUUGAGUUGUUGCGUUCAGUUACACUGCCAACAUCAGAAACUGUUCCAAUCCCAAAGCUUGCGUGAGGCCAGCGACCCAUGUUGUUGUUUGUGUGUGAGAUUGGCAGACUUGCCUCAUGUUGUGUUUGAUGUAAUUACUACCAAAAUAUGUCCUUGUUCUUGGGGUUUGUUUCCUUAAUGAAUAUUUAAUUCCGGGGUUGUGAGAUACUUCUGUUAGCCGAUUCAUGGGAUGUAUUGUGUUUGUAGUCUUUUAGUGAACCCUUUUUGGGAGCCAUAAUGAGGAGUGCAAUUUUGACUGAAGAGCUUUGUAUGUUUGCCCCAUCAUGUGCACGUACGACUAUUAAGAUGUAAAAUACUAAGUGCGACAUUGUGAAUUGUCAUCCAU